This is a messenger RNA of Cryptococcus wingfieldii CBS 7118, 5610 nucleotides long. Its product is annotated as ubiquitin-protein ligase. Gene Ontology annotation, molecular function: zinc ion binding; ubiquitin protein ligase activity. Lineage: Eukaryota; Fungi; Basidiomycota; Tremellomycetes; Tremellales; Cryptococcaceae. Gene Ontology annotation, cellular component: ubiquitin ligase complex; transcription elongation factor complex; cytoplasm. The transcript is spliced from 8 exons. The coding region runs from base 1 to 5610 and encodes 1869 amino acids. Gene Ontology annotation, biological process: ubiquitin-dependent protein catabolic process via the N-end rule pathway; protein ubiquitination; transcription elongation by RNA polymerase II. The record is from RefSeq and is a predicted model, not a curated record.
AUGCCCACCCUGCCCUCCCUCAACCCCUUCUCCCGCUCGCCCAACGCACCCCAGGACCCCCACCGUACCCUUUCCGAACUCCUCCACGGAGCCAACACUCAAAACGGCUCGCGGUGGUCCAACACGGUCAAGGCGUCCCUAAUCCGCCAGCUAUGGCAGACAGUGUGGCAUGACCCCGAGUGGGUCCAGUACUUUGUACCCGACGAUCAGGCAGGCUCGUUACCAAAGCAGGCCGAAAUCAAGGAUUGGUUGGUAGACACCCCGGAAGCCUUGUACCAGUCGUGGAGUCUGAGUGCUACUCAGAAGGCACUGCAAGAGAAGAAGUCUCGAGAGGGGAAAGGCCCAAUAUGGCCGCCGAGGGCAGGACAGGUGUGCGGCAAGGUCUUUCAGAGGCAUGAGAGGACUUAUACCUGCAAGACGUGCGCUAUAGCGUCCGCAGUGUCACUAUGCGUCGAUUGCUUCAAGGCAGGGGAUCAUGAAGGCCACGAAGUCCUCUUUAGUCAAUCCUUCUCCUUCUCGGCAUGCUGUGACUGUGGCGACCCUACCGCACUUUGCGAUGAUCAACAUCUCGGCUGCUCCCAUCAUCCUAGGCUCCCUCUCGGCCAGACCAACCCACCCACGCCAUCAAAGUUCGACGUCCCCGACGGGCUUGUCAUCGCACUACAAAAGACCAUCGCCAUAUGUGUAGAGUACAUCAUACACGUAAUCGAGCAUUCUCAUCUCCCCGCUGACUAUGGACAACUGCCAAAGACGGAGGAGGAAAUGCGGUCCACCAAUGGUCCCACCGGAGAACCGAGGGAGAGAUGGGGCAAGGGGCCAUGGGCGGUUGUGAUGUGGCACGACGACAAGCAUGUGAUGAAGGAGCUUGCUAGGCAGGUCAGGGAUGGAGUGGGAGUCAAGUGGGAAGUGGCCGAGCAAUGGGCGAGAGAAGCAGACACUGUUGGUCGUAAAGUCAUACUGGCAUCGCCAAAUCCAGUAGUGGCAUUCCAUGCCGCCAACAUGCUCCAUCAAGUGGACGCCGCCGUAUCUCUGCGCCCCGCCGCAGAUGUCUUUAAAGAAGAGAUAGUCGCCGUUUUGAUCGAAUGGCUAUACGACUUGCGAGCGUCCAUCAUCGGAGGCGACGAUCGUUUAUCGAAACGCCUGCUCGCAAACGCCCUCUUUGAGAAAAGAGUUCUUCCUCCCGCGGCUCCUGGAACCCCUCUGACACCGGAUUUGAAUGAUCUCGUGAAUGGCAAGAUACUAGGAAAACCGCAGGAGAUCAAAAGGAUAGAUUGGCUGCUACAGCUUGACCCCCGGCUGUGGAAAAAGGCGAAAUGGCAGAUGCGACAGAUAUAUUGCUCGAUAUUCUUGAAUGACCAAGAAUGCUCAUACUUUAUAGCUUGUCGCUUUGCCCUCAACUAUCCCAGAAUCGCCGAACAUUUCCUCUUCCAAGACCGCGAAUUCGACACCAACAUCCUAUUCUCAUCUGGCUACGUUGUCCUCACGAAUGGUCCCGCCGCAGCCUACGCCACUGCCCAUGACAAUCUACUCUCCAACAUUGUCCAAGUAGCGCAAGCAUGGUAUACGGGCCAAGUUGUGACUACAGAUGGAGUGGACCGGCUGGUCAUACCACCUGUCAGUCUAGACAUGGUAGAUCAGGCGCAGAAGGGGAGAUUAGAUUUGGAGAUUCCGGCGUUUUCGGUAGCAGGAAAGAAGGGUCUGGCGAUCAUUGGUCAUAUCAGAAGCGCUAUCAAGCAUGACGAGACUAGGCGAGUGAUUGUCAAGCAGAAUCAACUCUUCAACCGACUCCUUGGCUUCGUCAACAUCUUUGUGGGUAUCCAGCCUCAAAGACGCGAAAAGGGAGGGCACAUCGAGUAUGAGAUUGAAUGGUUGAGAUCAUUCAUCGUUCUGGGUGACUUGUCCAGACUCUGUCGAGAUAUGGGAGAGAUUUUCUCUGUUGCUGCACCAGAUGCUCUGCUACAGAGCAUGUCUCUGGUUGCGAACCGCGUCUUCUGUGACAUGUUUCUUCUAUCCAACACUCUCGACAAAGAGCGAUACCUCCCUAUAACCCAACAUACCGUCAACAACGUCCUUGUCCCUGGCUCCAGCGCCGUCCUCAUCAAACAAGACAUUUCCACCAUAGACGCUUUCAGCUUCCAUCAUUAUCUCAACUUGCUUUUUGCAGAGAUGAUGAAGAAUAUGAGGACGGCCAUCACGUGGGUAGAUGGAAAGGUGAAUGGAAUGGGCUUUGUGGAGGUUGUGGAAAAGUUUGUGUUUGGAGGAGGAGAUAAGGCGAGUUGUGAGAGAAUGAAGUUGAUGAUGUUGGAGUGGCCUCUUCAGAAGCAUGUCGUGUUUGCUCAAAUUCGCGCAAACAUGUGGAAGAAGAACGGCUCGGCGUUGAGAUUGCAACACCACCACUACUGUGACGUGUCUGUUCGUGAAUCGACCAUCGACCAGGAGCUGUUCCUCCUUCAAGUCGGCCUCUGCGUUGUUGACCCUUUCAAAUUUAUUAUUGCUUGCAUCGACCGCUUCGGCCUAGGAGACUACUUUCAGGGCAGUGUGACGGACCCCAGACUAUGGUACGAUGAGGACCUCGAGCCCAAGCAGAAGAUCAAUCUGCUAGAAGACUUCUUGCUGUUGAUCAUCCAGCUGGCGACGUAUCCUGUCUUCAUCAACGGCUGGGAUAGACGUAAGCUGACGCGCAAGUUGAUCAUUCAUCUCUUGGCUGUCCAGCCUAUGACCUAUUCCGAGAUAUACCGAAAACUCCCAGAAAGAUCACAGGAGACCAGCUGCUCGCCCAUCUUGUCGGAGGUGGCCAACUUUAGGAGCCCGACAGAGAGUGCACCUGGACAGUACAGUCUCAAGGACGAGAUGUACAACGAGGUGGAUCCUUACUGGAGAUACUACUCCCGUAAUGACCAGCGUGCGGUCACCGACAAGCUUGUUGCUCGCGCAAAGAGACUGAGCGGCUUGAAAGACGAGCCUCUCGUUCAACCUCUUCCGCUAGAGCUACCUGACUCUGGCCAGCCAUUCUCCACUAUCGCCGACUUCCUGGGUACCCAUGUGGUCGCCGACAUAGUCCAUUGGGCGUUUGCGCACUCCAUGCACAUCGCGACUCCGGAACAUCCCGUGAUACCCACCUGGGACUUGGUCCUCGACUACGCCCUGCACCUGUCCAUGCUUGCUCUCAGUGUGAACGCUCAAGAGUUUGCACAACAGUCGGUCUAUCUGAAGGGUUCGGAAGGGUCAAACAGCACGUUCCAAAACCUUUGGGUAAUGCAGUCUGACGCAGCGUUCCAGCCGUUCAGAGCCAGGGUGGAUUACAUCCUGGAUACUAUCGUCGCCAACCUACCGCCCCACUACACGGCCGACUAUCGCGCUCACAAGGAGAGCGAGAAUCUUAUAGCUCUGUCAAGCCCGGCCAAGCCAGACCCCAAGGCUUCGGCGGCUGCAAGGCAAAAAGCGAUCAUGGCCAAGUUUGCUAAACAGCAGCAACAAUUUGCGGCCAUGAUGGACGGCGCGGAUGAUGAUGACGAUGAUAUCGAGGUGGAACAUGGGGUGAAAGAAGAAGAAAAGUCCUUUGGCAAUUGUAUUGUCUGUCAGGAGGAGGUCACCGCCAAAAAUCCUGGCGGGAUGCUCACUCUGCUACAGCCGAGUCGUCAACUGCGCGAAACAGUAAACUCGAGAGACUGGCUGGAAGAGUCUAUCUUGGUGCCCACUAGCUUGGACAGGUCGGGAAGAUAUCAGCGAUACACUCACGACACCCAACAUCCUGAGCCGGCCAGUACAGAGGGCUACCCGUGCACCAACAUGAAAUUCGGCAUCCACAUGUCGGCAUGCGGUCACUACAUGCACGAAAACUGUAUGACGAGUCACUUUGAGGGUACGAAAGUGCGUCAUACCCAACAAGUACAGCGUCACCAUCCCGAGAAUGCUGUCCGGCUCGAGUAUAUGUGCCCUCUGUGCAAGUCAUUGGGCAAUGUGCUCAUUCCUGUUGAACCGACAAGGACGACGACGAAAGCUGCUGUAGCCGCAAAUAAGGAUGAUGAUGUUGUACCAACUCUCUCAAUGGUCAUCAGGAGAGUGUCGAGUGAAGGGCUGUUGAGGGUCGCGGAUAGUCAGAGGAUAUGGGAGCAUCACGUCGAGACUGGAGAAGUCGUACCAUGGUUCUCUGAUUGUGUCUUCUCCUUGCACUCUCUGGACCAUAGCCACCGAAGAGGUAGCAUGAGGGUAAUAUCAAGGAUGGCCGACAGAAUGGGUGGUCUAGUGCGGCCUCUGUCAGAGCAGAGCCAGAGGAUCAGAGGCAAAAAGACCCACAUGUACCUUCCCGACGACAUGGUGGCAUACACGGCAUCGAUGAUCGAGAUCACCCAGCGCGGUCACAAGAACAAUAGCGCGGAUGCCUUGACUGUAGCCGAGCAGAUCAACGAGACCUCUCUCAAGCUCAUAGGGAAGCUGGUUGGAUUACUCCAACUUGAGCUUGACCUUUACUUUGGCCCCUCAUUUGACCGGACGUCUUUGCGAGUCGGGAUUUUUGCGAGAUUCUUGCCAGACUGGUAUCGAUCCAGUACACUUCCUUCCCCUCUGCUCAUCAGACAUCCCCUUGGCAUGGUCAUUGAGUGUGCUGCCAUCGCGCCCGAUUUGCUCCAAGCAGUCAUGAUCAUGGCGUACUAUGCCGAGCUUACGCGCUGUAUGCUCGCCUUGUCUUUGUAUGUCAAACGCUGUCUUGGCCCUCGACAGAGCCCCGCAUUGCGCACUCAGCCUUCUAGCGACGAGUCGUCAGCGGACGCCCUCACCGUCUUUGCAAACUUCAGGCCGGUCAUGCAGUCCAUCCUGCGACAUGCUGGCCCGUUUGCCGACACCGAUGGCGUCCUGGCACUCCUUUCCGAUGAGAUGCUGUCCAAGCUUCUCUACUCUUACACUCUCCCGUUCCUUCGUAGAUGUGCUAUUAUCUACUACGCUGUGACGGGGACAUACCCGCUCACGAACCCUUCGCUUAUCAGCGACUUUACCUCCUCCACUAGCGAGUAUAAUCGCCUCCUCACUGUCCUCGGUAUCCCCAGACCGACAGAGACCCUCGGUAACCCUUCUUCAACUGAAACUCCCAUCGUCGCGCGUUGGAUUACCCAGUGGGCUUUACACGGGCGUGUGAUGCCUGUUCUGGAGUACCCCGGGACGUACGAGCUGGUGAGGUUACCGGAAAAGUGGGAGGAUCUGGUGUUGGCAAUGGUGAACAGGAAGUGUCAGAAGUGUAAGACGAAGCCGAUCUGGCCGGCGAUUUGCCUGUUCUGUGGAACUUUGGUGUGCUUGGCGGGCGAUUGCUGCUUGCAAGGGGAGCAAGGGGAGUGUAAUUUGCAUAUGAGAGAAUGUGGUGCUGUAGUCGGCAUGUUUGCCGAUAUAAGACGCUGGAGCCUGCUUUAUCUCUACGCUGGCUCCGGUAGUUUCGGAUCCAUGCCCUAUCUCGACGCACAUGGUGAAUUAGAUGUAUCUAUGAGGCGUGGUCAUCGACAAUACAUGCAUCUCGAGCGGAUGGAUGCGCUGAGAAAGACGUGGCUAACGCAUGCUAUCCCGCAUGUCACGGCGAGGAGGUUGGAAAUGACGCUAGACCAUGGAGGUUGGGGAUGCUUAUAA